CUUUGGGUAUCCCACGCCCCCCACCCCGCCUUCGCAGAGCAGGUGGGCGUCCUGGAGAAAGCCACGGACAGGGCGGCUGUCGCAAUCGCGGGACUCGAGCCAACGCAGAGGCGCCCUUUGUCCUUCGGAGCAGGCGAAGCUGCGAGACGCGUGAGGCCGUGGGAAGGCGCGGCGAGCUCUCCAGAACCGGGCCGUGGGGCGAGAGGAACCUGCGCAGCUCCUUCGGCUUGUUUGACCCUCCGUUCUUGCCUGCCAUGGAGUCGAUCGGCUGGAAUAUCAGCCAUGAUACCAGGAGAUUCAGAUUUGCGCUACCAUCGCCAAAACAUAUAUUGGGCUUGCCUAUAGGCCAACAUGUAUACCUCUCUGCCAAAGUCGGUGGUAACCUUGUGAUUCGGGCUUAUACUCCAGUUUCUAGUGAUGAAGUGAAAGGAUAUGUUGAUUUAGUAAUAAAGGUUUACCACAGAAACGUUCAUCCCAAAUUUCCUGAAGGUGGGAAGAUGUCCCAGUACUUAGAUGCCAUGAAGACUGGUGACACCAUCAAUUUCAGAGGACCUAAUGGGCUUCUGGUGUACAAAGGAUCCGGUAAAUUUGCUAUCAAAUUGGAUAAAAAGUCUGAAGCAAAGAUAAAGUUUGUUAAGCACCUUGGGAUGAUUGCUGGGGGAACAGGAAUUACUCCAAUGCUUCAGCUGAUCCGCCAUAUCACGAAGGACCCUACCGAUAAAACAAAAUGUUAUCUCCUUUUUGCUAAUCAGACGGAACAGGAUAUAUUACUGAGACCAGAGCUGGAAGAUGUAGCUACAAACCACUCAGACCAAUUUAAAUUGUGGUAUACUUUGGACAAACCGCCUCAGGGAUGGAAGUAUAGUUCUGGCUUUGUUACUGCAGACAUGAUAAAGGACCAUCUUCCUCCCCACUCUGGAGACACUUUGAUUCUUAUGUGUGGGCCUCCACCUAUGAUUCAAUUUGCCUGUCAGCCCAAUCUUGAGCUUCUGGGAUAUGCAAAAGAGAGCACAUUUGCUUACUGAACUUGAAGUUAAUUCGUUUAGCAAAUGUCACAGGUACUAUGGUUAUGCAAAACAUUUGAAGGAGCACGUUACAAAGUGGUUGAUGUAAGCAAAGUGUUCCUCCUUGAAGGAUUAAAACAACCGUGAUCUCUAAGAGCUACCUUAAAUUUUCCCCGAAUGUGUGCAUGUAGCUUGUGCAAAACUGCUUUGAUUGGCCAGCAAUCCCAAAGAAAGUGUUGUCUGUGUAAGAAUAUUGUGAUGGGAUGCACACCUAGAUGAGCAGUGGGAGAGACUUGGGGUAACAAGAGUUUUUCUUGUUACCACAAGUCUAGACUAAGAGCCUGCACAGCCCCAAGCUGGGUGUGAGAGGCAGGAAGGGAUUUAGGGAAGUCAGUCUACAAUCUCUCAGGAUGUACUGUAUUUAGUACGUUAGAUUAUAAUUUUAGUCUGGCAAGAUUUUGUCUAUUAACUGUAAGCAAAUAAACGAAUGAUUGGAUGCUGCUAAUAUCAUCUCUAAGUUUGGGCCUGACAAAUACACAUUCCCGAGAGGAAAGACUUUAGAAGACCUGUGCCGAUCUUUCAAAAGAGGACACUUUUCUCACACUAAUGUACUUGGCAAAGUACUCCUUUCUAAUGCCUUGCCAAGUCUUAAUAAAGUUUUAUGAAGCUUUUUUGUUUCACUUAAAUAAAAUGUUGAUACAUUUUGUGGACUUUGAAUUUCCAUAUGAGUUACUUAUGGCGAUUUUUAUUAGCAUAUAAAAAAUGAACUGCUUUUGAAACAAAGCUGGUUAGGAAUUAGUUGCAGUGGACCGAGGUAAGGAGCCUGUGGCUUCCUGUCACUUCUGUAGGUCAUGUUUUGGAGCCAUUGGAGCUUCUUCUAUCCACGGUUCCUGAAGCUGACUUCAGUUUUUCAUCAACAUGAAAUAAGAAAUGUAAAAACUAUGACAUAUAGUUUUAAAAACAUAAAAUUAAGAUUUACUUCAAGUAUGACAAAAAAAAAUCCAAUCAAGGUUUCACUGGGUUUAAAUAACUAAUUUAAAUCCAGAUUUCCUCCCCAAAUGUUGAUUCCAGCUGAACUUUAUGAAGCCAUCAGCACACCAAGACAUUCCUAGAGAGAGAAUAUGCUCAUCUUCCUUAGUCGGACAAAAUCCUAUUGAUGAAAUUCUUUUAUUGGGCACUGUCUCACGGAUGAGAAGCGGGGAUGCAUUUAGCUUGAUGUUUCUUAUAGGAACGAAUGGUGGUCAUGUAAAAGGAGUCAUAUAACCUUCCAUCUAUGUUGGCUGGAACCAAAAUGUUUGCCUUCUGAAUCAUGCAGGUGCUUGCAUGUGUAAUAUUUAGAACAACCAUGCAACUAUAGCAC
Molecule: messenger RNA, 2364 nt
Organism: Ahaetulla prasina
Lineage: Eukaryota; Metazoa; Chordata; Lepidosauria; Squamata; Colubridae
Product: NADH-cytochrome b5 reductase 2-like
Exons: 8
Coding region: 255-1025 (256 amino acids)
Cellular component (GO): mitochondrion
Molecular function (GO): FAD binding; oxidoreductase activity
Source: RefSeq, a predicted model, not a curated record